UGCUCUUAAACUCAGCACGGAAGAGAAAGACUCAAACGUUUCAGCUGUUGUCUUAUGCUGAAGCAAUUUUGAGCAUGUGGGACUAUCUACUCCUGAUUUCCAGCAUCUGUUCAGUUGUUGCUGGUUCUCCAAAAACAGUCACGGGAUACACAGGACACAGACUUGACAUCAGAUGCAGCUAUGAAGCUGGAUAUGAAUCAAACUCAAAGUAUUUCUGUAAAGGUGAGUGUAUCUAUGGAUUCAGAAACAUCAUGGUUGAAUCAGGAUCUCCAGCUAAAGACGAGAGAUUCUCUCUGACUGAUGACAAGAGCAGAAGAGUUUUCACCGUCAGCAUCAGUGACCUGAGACCAGAAGAUGAGGGACAAUACUGGUGUGUUGUGGAGAGGAGUUCCUUUGAUGUCUAUUCAGAGAUACUGCUGCAGGUCAAACGGGAUAAUAAGACCACUGAGGUUUCUACUGUCGGCUCUUUUUCAAUCACACCGUCAUAUUUCAGCACAACAGAACAGAAACAACACUCUACCAGCAUCACCAUCACAGAAAGAAGAGAGACCUCCACAGAUCAAAUCUUCUGGACAGGUUCCUUUGUGAUCGUGGUCUCUGCAGAGCUCCUGGUUUUACUCCUGGUAGGACUUCCACUGAUCGGAGCGGCUCUGUGGAGGAAGAAGAAGAAGAACAACGGUCUGCUGGCGUUUUCAGUCGUAGAGUUUAAUCCAGCGGUAUAUGAACAGAUGAAAGACGCUGGACGUCAUCCAGAGAACAGAGACACAGAAACAACUGUAGUUUACUGCUGGGACUCUACAGACAGUCAUCUUCAUCUAAACAUAUAAAAUGAUAUAAUAUAACACACAACUCAAACCACGUCACUCUGCAUUGUCCAUGAGUUCUUAUAUUAUUAUUAUUCUGUUCUUGUUGAAUGUCUGUUAAUGCAUCCUUUCUUGUUGAGCUCAGUGUUUGUGUUCAGUUUGAUCUGUUGUCUCCUGCUGGAAGAUGCUGGAAACCGAUGCAUCUCAGUAUCAGCUGCGGCGCAUCUCUAACACGCUUUGACUGUCGUGGCGUAUUGACGAACGGGACACGAAUAAGAAACCUCCCCAAGUUUAUACGCCAUCUUUUGUAAUUUAGCAUAUUUACAAUUGAAAUGUGGCGAAAAGCGUCGGUUUGAAAGUCUGUGAGAAAGGUGUCAGAUGGUGUAGUUAGGACAUCUACCAGCAGGGGUUAAAAUAGACCUCACUAACCAACUAAACCACCGCUUGACAACAGCUUCACUUCAGACUCCUCCCCAGAAACUCGCUCUGUCUUCAUGCUCGCUGAUGCAAUAGAGAUGUAUGGAAGUAUAAUACGUUGCUUCACUUUGGUCACUAUUAUAUCUUCACAUGAUCAGUUCAGUCUGGAGAGCGAUCAGACGCAGAAACCUUACCUGGACUUUAUGAAAGGGACUUGCUUUCUCAGUAUUUGUUCUAGAAGGUGAUUUGUGGAGCUGUUGUUUGUCGCUCGUGAAUCUGUCAGACUGAAGAAUGAGCGUCUCCGUGUUUCUACUGAUUCAGAAGAAAGACCAGGCCUGUCCAGAUCUCAAGCUCCAGCCUUCAACCAUUUCAAACGAUGUGAUGAUGUUCAGUAUUUUUUUUAAUAUAUUGCAAUAUUGUUUAUUGCUGAUGUCUAUUAUGUGUGUGUGUGUGUGUGUUAUAAUGUGCUGCAGUAAAUAUAUUUGAUAUACAUCUUUGGCCAUGGU
This is a messenger RNA of Puntigrus tetrazona (Sumatra barb), 1726 nucleotides long. RefSeq names its product CMRF35-like molecule 5. The record is from RefSeq and is a predicted model, not a curated record. The transcript is spliced from 6 exons. The coding region runs from base 75 to 827 and encodes 250 amino acids. NCBI's taxonomy places the organism in Eukaryota, Metazoa, Chordata, Actinopteri, Cypriniformes, Cyprinidae.